Echinostoma caproni is the source of this 981-nucleotide messenger RNA. Lineage: Eukaryota; Metazoa; Platyhelminthes; Trematoda; Plagiorchiida; Echinostomatidae. The record is from the annotation of a GenBank genome assembly.
AUGUUCGAGACCAGCCGACAAGGUCGAGUGACUUAUUCUUCCUUAGAUUCGCAUGGCGGUUUUACGAGCUCGGAUCUUGUCCCUCAUCCCGUUAUCGAAUCAAACGGCCCUUCUCGUACUCGCUUCACUCCCAACUUAGAUGGGACGAGUGUGAGUGGUGCGUCCGGUUCUAGCUUACCUCACCGGUUUUCGUGGCGCAGUCGCAGUCAACCACCGUUCAGCGAUGCCGAGAGUGCUUAUCGGGAAUUGGCCAGUCCAAUAUUCCUCAAUACCGAGUCUAACCAGCAGAUGGCUAGUGCCGGAACCGAUGCUUCCUCUAACCCCAGUCCAACAGCGCGUACCAACGCUACCAGUAGCUGCACAAGUGUGGCUGUCGAUCAUACCACAAACCGUAACAAUGAUAGUGAUCCUCCUUGUAUGGACAAUCCCGGGACGAACAUAGACGUGUCUCCCACGGGCGAUGGUGUUACUGCAAGUCAACCACAAGCUGACCAACAAGAUUCGCGUCCUUCAUCUGGUCGAGUGGGAGGAUCAGGUGGCAGUGCUUCUUCACCUCACUCGAGCGCAACAGACAACACGUUCUUUACUGUUCGGUUUCCCACGCGUCGCGAUUUAAAUCCUUCGACAAAUCUAUCCACUGCCGCUGCUUCUAGUACGAACCAAGAGCCGGAAGCUGAUCACGAUUUUUAUCGUUCUGAUCCCAAUCGACCACCUUAUCGGACUGCAGAUCAUCCACAGAAAAUCCUGGUUGGUUUAAACGAUUUGAGACAACGAGGUCAAUUCUGCGACGUGGUUCUACAGGCAGGCUCAACUCGGUUACCGGCUCAUCGAAAUGUAUUGGCUUCCAGUUCACAAUAUUUCUAUGCCAUGUUUACCGGACCCAUGGCUGAAGCUCGUUCACCAUGCGUACAAAUUCAGGGUAUUGAUGAGAAUGCCCUAGUACAGUUAAUAGAUUUCAUUUAUACUGGUGGUGAGUUUUGA